Scomber japonicus (chub mackerel) is the source of this 1992-nucleotide messenger RNA. It is a transcript of the gene katna1, whose product is annotated as katanin p60 (ATPase containing) subunit A 1. The transcript has 11 exons. Gene Ontology annotation, cellular component: microtubule cytoskeleton. The coding region runs from base 68 to 1525 and encodes 485 amino acids. NCBI's taxonomy places the organism in Eukaryota, Metazoa, Chordata, Actinopteri, Scombriformes, Scombridae. Gene Ontology annotation, biological process: microtubule severing. Gene Ontology annotation, molecular function: microtubule severing ATPase activity; ATP binding; microtubule binding. The record is from RefSeq and is a predicted model, not a curated record.
ACCGUCACAGCGGAACUCGUCAUAACAGCCACUGCGAGGACUCUGCGUGUGUACAUCUGAAAACACCAUGAGUGUCCGAGAGAUCAGCGAGAACGUGAAGCUGGCCCGCGAAUACGCCCUGCUGGGAAACUACAGCUCGGCCAGCGUUCUCUAUCAUGGAUUACUAGAACAAAUCAAGAAGUAUGUGUACACUGUGCGAGACAGCAGUUUUCAGCAGAGAUGGCAGCAGCUGUGGCAAGAAAUUAGUGAAGAGAACCGACAAGUUCAGGACAUAAUGUCCACUCUGGAGAACUUCCAGCUGGACACGGCGCCCGCUAAACCCAGUAACCAUGACGAUUGUGAUGUAAGACCUGUGCAUGUCGAACAGAGACACUCUCCUUGUCCAGUCAGGCGGCCUACUAACCCCUAUAAAGAAAGCAAACCUCCCAAUAACCGCCUCAGCGUGGCUGUGAGGGCCCAGCAGAGGCACUCGCCUCGAGGGUCCAACGGGGACAGAGGCAAACCAACCAAGGGAAAAGAAAAGAAGGAGGCCGCCGCUAAAGCAAAGGAUGAUAAGAACAAAGCUGAUGUCCAGGAGAAAGAAGUGAAAAAGUUUGACGGGACAGGAUAUGACAAAGACCUUGUGGAAGCUCUGGAGAGAGAUAUUAUAUCUCAGAACCCAAAUGUUAAAUGGGAUGACAUUGCAGACUUGGAAGAUGCAAAGAAACUCCUGAAAGAAGCAGUCGUGUUGCCAAUGUGGAUGCCGGCAUUUUUCAAAGGCAUACGAAGACCAUGGAAGGGAGUGUUGAUGGUGGGACCUCCAGGCACAGGGAAAACCCUUUUGGCCAAAGCAGUCGCUACCGAAUGCAGGACCACUUUCUUCAACGUCUCCUCAUCUACUCUGACCUCCAAGUACAGAGGAGAGUCUGAGAAAUUAGUCCGCCUUCUCUUUGAAAUGGCACGGUUUUACGCCCCCACUACCAUCUUCAUUGAUGAAAUUGACUCCAUGUGCAGCCGCAGAGGGACCUCAGAGGAGCAUGAAGCCAGCCGGAGAGUCAAGGCAGAGCUACUGGUGCAGAUGGAUGGUGUUGGUGGAGCCUCAGAAAACGAUGACCCGUCGAAGAUGGUGAUGGUCCUUGCUGCCACCAACUUCCCAUGGGACAUUGACGAGGCUCUGAGAAGACGUCUGGAAAAGAGGAUCUACAUCCCUCUGCCUUCAACAAAGGGUCGGGUGGAGCUGCUCAGGAUCAACCUGAAGGAGCUGGAGCUGGCCAGCGAUGUGGACUUGGAUAAGAUUGCAGAGCAGAUGGAGGGUUACUCAGGAGCUGACAUCACUAACGUGUGCAGGGAUGCCUCUCUGAUGGCCAUGAGGCGAAGAAUCGAAGGCCUCACACCAGAGGAGAUCCGCAACAUAUCUCGGGACGAGAUGCACAUGCCUACCACCAUGGAGGACUUCGAGUCAGCUCUGAAGAAAGUGUCCAAAUCGGUUUCUGCAGCAGACCUGGAGAAGUACGAAAAGUGGAUCGAAGAAUUUGGCUCCUGCUGAAAAGAGAAAUGAGUGUCUGGUUUAAGUCGGCGUGAGGCUGAGCCAUCAGUGAGUUUUUUAUAUGACUGUGUGUCAGGCUGAAGGUGUGUAUGUGAUGUGAAAGAGAAAGGAGAUUUAAGUAAAUAAGUGCACUUGGACAAACAGCACCUCUUCUUAUUGUACAUUAUGUUAAUGUUAUGCAAAAGUCUUAAUUUGAAAAUGUGACUUGAGCUUCCAUUUGAGGCAUUGCUUUGAAAUGUAGAUUCUUCUCAUGUGGUAGCAAUAUAGUUUUUGGAAUCACAUUUGCAAAUUCCUUUUGAUAUUUGUUUGAUAUGUUUAAUCAAUCUUGAAAUCAUCAAACAUGUAAAUACAAAAUCAAGUGAAGCUGACAAACUGACAAAGACUGUGAGGACACUACGUUCACACUCGCCUACUGUGCCUUCCUGUGUCAUAACAAUGAGAUACUAAGCUGUCAAUCAAAUGUCCUU